This is a messenger RNA of Nannospalax galili (Upper Galilee mountains blind mole rat), 1916 nucleotides long. It is a transcript of the gene Nhlrc1, whose product is annotated as NHL repeat containing E3 ubiquitin protein ligase 1. Bases 54 to 1241 code for a protein of 395 amino acids. The transcript has a single exon. Gene Ontology annotation, biological process: protein polyubiquitination; negative regulation of translation; proteasome-mediated ubiquitin-dependent protein catabolic process. The record is from RefSeq and is a predicted model, not a curated record. NCBI's taxonomy places the organism in Eukaryota, Metazoa, Chordata, Mammalia, Rodentia, Spalacidae. Gene Ontology annotation, molecular function: translation repressor activity; protein binding; ubiquitin protein ligase activity.
CCCCGUGACCGUGACCGUGGCCGCCUCGGUGACCCCGGGCUGCUGCCGCCGCGAUGGGGGAGGAGGCGUCGGGGGCGCCGCCCGAGCUGGUGCGCGAGGCGGAAGUCAGCCUGCUGGAGUGCAAGGUGUGUUUCGAGAGGUUCGGCCACCUGCAGCAGCGGCGCCCGCGCAACCUGCCCUGCGGCCACGUGGUCUGCCUGGCCUGCUUGGCCGCCCUGGCGCACCCGCGGACGCUGGCCCUCGAGUGUCCCUUCUGCCGCCGCGCCUGCCGGGCCUGCGACACCAGCGACUGCCUGCCGGUGCUGCACCUCCUGGAGCUCCUGGGCUCCACCCUCCGCGCAGCCCCCGCGGGCCCCUGCGCCGCCCGGGGCGCGUCCGGGGAGCUCACCUGCCAGCACGCCUUUGGGGGAUGGGGGACCCUGGUGAACCCCACUGGGCUGGCUCUGUGCCCCAAGACAGGACGAGUCGUGGUGGUGCACGAUGGUAAGAGGCGGGUCAAGAUCUUUGACUCCGGGGGAGGAGGUGCCCACCAGUUUGCAGAGAAGGGCGACGCUGAGCACGACGUCAAGUACCCACUGGAUGUAGCUGUCACCAACGACUGCCACGUGGUUGUUACCGACGCCGGCGACCGCUCCAUCAAAGUAUUUGAUUUCUUCGGUCAGGUCAAGCUAGUGGUUGGAGAGCAGUUCUCCCUGCCUUGGGGUGUGGCAACCACUCCUCAGAACCAGGUCCUGGUGACUGACGCGGAGGCAGGGGCCUUGCACCUGCUGGAAAUGGAUUUCACGAACGGGGUCCUUCGGAGGACUGAGAAGUUGCACGCUUACCUGUGCAACCCCCGCGGGGUGGCCGUGUCUGGGCUCACCGGGGUCAUCGCGGUCCUAGAGCACCUCUGGACACCGGGGACAGCGGGUAGCAACUCCAGGGUGAAGGUGUUUAACCCCGCCAUGCAGCUAAUUGGCCAGGUGGAUAGCUUCGGACUGAACCUCUUCUUUCCUUCCAGAAUAACUGCCUCGGCUGUGGCCUUUGAUCACCAGGGAAACGUGAUCAUUGCGGACACCUCUGGUCCAGCUGUCCUAUGUUUGGGGAAACCUGAAGAGUUCCCAGCACUGAAGCCCAUGGUCACUCACGGUCUGUCCCACCCGGUGGCGCUAGCCUUCAGCAAGGAGAAUGCCCUUCUUGUGCUGGAUACAGCAACCCAUUCUGUAAAAGUCUAUAAAGUUGACUCGGGUGAUGGAGGAUGAUGGGGCUCUUGUCUAGGAGAUUUUGACCCGGGAUAAGACAUCACUCAUACAUCCAGACAGGGAUAAUAACUGCCUGGCAGAGUUAUCAGAUUUGGAGCGAUUAUUAACGACUAAUAAUUCUUCAUUUAUUGAAUGCAUGUUCCCCCGUUAGGAAAUUUGCAAAUCUUAGCUCAUUUGAUCCUUACCACCCAAUGAGGUAAUAUCUAUUAUGAGUCCCAUCUUAGAGAUGCUAAAACCUCAGAGAACUGAAAAUGACUUCCUCCGGUCAUAUUUAUUUAUUGUGACACUCGUAAAUUGAACCCAGUUCUGGCUCCAACCCUCUUGCUCUUAAAUGAGACCAGAUGUGAAAAAGAAAUGUGUCUUGUCAUGUGUCCUCUCCUUACAAGUAGCUAAUUAGUUAAAUGCACAAAGAAAGGGAUGUCCAUGGAGGGUUUGGGAGAAAAAGGAUUUUUGGUGUGGAUGUCAGUUGCCUUCAGCUGGGAGCUCCUAUGAUGGCAAAUUAGUUUCAGUUACUGUUGAUCCUCAGUGAUUUGAACUAGAAAAAUAAUUCACCUGUUUAUUUAAAAGGUAAAAGUUGCCCGCUGUGGUGGUAAGUGCCUGCCAUUCUGGCACCUCAGAGGUGGGGGUAGGAGGAUCUGGAAUUCAAGACCAUCCUCCACUACAUAGUAAGUUCAA